Molecule: messenger RNA, 14398 nt
Organism: Notolabrus celidotus (New Zealand spotty)
Lineage: Eukaryota; Metazoa; Chordata; Actinopteri; Labriformes; Labridae
Product: dynein heavy chain 11, axonemal
Exons: 82
Coding region: 204-13586 (4460 amino acids)
Biological process (GO): microtubule-based movement
Cellular component (GO): dynein complex
Molecular function (GO): ATP binding; dynein light intermediate chain binding; ATP hydrolysis activity
Source: RefSeq, a predicted model, not a curated record
AGAGUGUCUGUCACUAAGCAACGGGACGCUGAACCGCCCCACUCCAGGGCUGCAGCUCUUUCAACUUUCCUUUUAUGCAGACAUGUAGCUUAGUACAUUUACUCCAACCAGUAUUUUUCCUGGAGCUGUCACAAACCAGUUCCCCCUUUUUCGGCUUUACCGAGGUAACAAGGCUAAAGCUUGCGAUGGUGAUAUGAAAAAUCAUGUCCGACGACGAAAGUGUGCCUUGUUUCCUGGAGGACGUCAGAGUAAAGUUUGUGGAGGAGAAAGUUUGUGGACUGCUGAGACUGCAAAGUCAAACAUGGGAGAAGAGUGCUGUCAACGAGGAGUUUCAAACACUUCUAAAAGACUUCCUCGAGAAAGAGUGUUUGAUAUAUUUCUCUUUAUCAAACAAAGGUUUUCUGCUCAGUUCCAAGAAGGUCCAACCUGUUGCUCAAAACAAGCACAUUUUCAUCCUCAAGAAGACAGUUGUGACUGUCACGACUGACAACUACAGGGAGCUGUUGCUUUUUGGCCAUCUUUCUCCAUCACUGCUAUUGCAGCUGUUAAGCACAGUUGAACAGAUAUGUUUCCCACUGCUGUCCAACAAUAAAAACCAUCAGAUGUGGCCAAAUUUGAUGUCUGAAGACAUUGUUCGACAUGUUGAGAGCAUGUGCAGUAAGACAUUGGUCGUACAGGGGCAGGUUAUAGGUAAAACUAUACUCCCUGUCCCAGCUGCAACUGAUUGGAUUGAAAAAUCUUGCGCUACCUUCAAAAUGUACAAUAGCUAUGACCGGGCACUUGCCCAUGCCAUAGAGACCCAGGUCAUCAACUGGACCAAUCUAAUCCAGAAAAUUUUGAAGGAGGAUUCAUCAGACCUACUCGUGACAGGCUGUAAUCCAGGACCCAAUGCAGAGCUCCAGUUUUGGGCUUCAAGGAAGAGCAACUUACAAGACAUUUACCACCAGCUCCAGAGUCCCAUUGUUCUGAAAAUGGCAAAGAUGUUGGAGAUGCUGGAUAGCAGCUAUUUUCCCAUGAUCAACACUCUAAUAGGGAAUAUAUUUGAUGCACUUCAAGAAGCCAAAGACAUUGACCUCUAUCUGCAGCCACUACAUGUACAACUGUCUCAAUUGGAAAAGGAAGAAUUCCCUCACUUGGAAACAUUGAUCCCUGCCCUGUUUCAUACUCUCUAUCUGAUAUGGACCAACUGCCAGGCUUAUCAGAGACCAGCACGCAUUGUGGUGUUACUGCAGGAACUUUGCAAUCUUCUCAGUGAACAGGCGUCUACAUACCUCUCGGCAGAUCUCCUGCUCAGAGACGAUCCAGAGGAAAGUCUACAAAUGGUGAAGGGUGUGAUCAAAGUGUUAAGAUGUUUCAGAAACUGUUACCAGACCCAGAGGGAGAGGUUGGCCGACCAUGUGAAACACUCACCGUGGGAUUUCCCAUCUGCCAUGAUUUUUACACGAUUCAACCAGUUCCUAAAGCGUAUGCUACAGCUGGAGGACUUAUUUGAAACUAUGCUAGACUUUCAAAGGAUGGAAAAACUGGAAUUUGGUGGACUAAAGGGCAAACUCUACAGCGAGCAUGCUGCUCAGAUGUAUGGAGAGUUCUGUAAGCACUGCCAAGCUCUGAAGCAAAGUGACAACAGCCCACUUGACUUUUCUCAGGAUUUUGAAAAUGACUACAAGGAGUUCAAAGUGAAGGUUGUGGACUUUGAAUGCCGUCUUGCCAGCCUUCUAUGCCUGGCCUUUAAGGAUUGCUCAGGACUGGAAUCUGCAUUUAAACUGUUCACUAUUGUUGGGCCCUUUCUGGAGAGGAGACAAAUCCGAGAGAUAUUCAGCCCAAACUUCCUUCUUCUGCAGCAGCAUUUCAGGAAAGAGCUGGAGAAAUGUAGAUGUCUGUUUACAUCCCAGCUCAAUCAGACGGAGAGUUGUCAGACUAAAAACAUGGCUCACACAUCUGGAGCUUUGAAAUGUGCAAAAAUGCUCAGAGAACACAUUCAAACAUCAUGGGAAAAAAUCAAAACAAUGUUUAAAUGGUAUGCAGAAGGUGAAGAGACGCUAAAUGAGUACUACAUGUACAUGGAGUUGUCCGGUCUUCUGGACCAGUAUGAGGAGGACAUGUACUCUGACUGGUGUAAUGGUUUAGAACAUGCCUGCCUGUUCAACCUGAACCAGCCCCUUCUCUCACGAGAUACCUCAUCUGGCCUGAUCUCAGUCAACUUUAAUCCUAAACUGACUGAAGUCUUGAAAGAUGUGAAGUACAUUCAGACUCUCAGACACAUCGAGAUCCCUGCUGCUGCCGUGUCUGUUUUUGAGAAACGCUUCAUGUUCACAAAAUACACGAGCAGUCUGCAGUUAGUAGUGCAAUGGUACAACAAGUUAAAGCAAACGGUGCUAGAGGUGGAACUUCCUCUAAUCAGAGCUGAGCUGGAGUCCAUAGACCUACAGUUAACAAGAGCAGAGUCUGACCUGACAUGGCAGGAUCCAGACUGCUGGAGCUUUAUCAGCACCACAAAGAACCUUGUCUACGACAUUGUAUGUCGAGUCACUAAAGCCAGGGAGAACUGUGAAGCUAUCCAGUCAAUGAUGAAGGGAUGGAGCAAACAGGUUAUGUUCUGCAGAAAGGACAACAAGAAAGGCUCGCUCAUACAGCUGGAAGACAGGGAAGAGCGUGUCAAGAAGAAGUACAGCUCCAUGAAGAAGGAUGGAGACUCCAUCCAUAAGAUGGUAAAAGAGAACAUGGCUCUUUUCUGUGCUGAGCCUGAAUCCGAAGCUUGGCAGUCCUAUCUGGAGUAUGUGGAUGAGAUGGUGGUGGAGGGGCUCUUCAGCUACAUCAGCCACUCUCUUCAGUUCUUUGUGGACAACAUGGAAUCAAAGCCAAAACAGACACCUCUGCUUGAGGCUCAGUUGACACUGAGUUGCUCGGGAAUGGUCUUCCUGCCCUUGUUGGAACCAGAAGCAGGAGAUGGCUUCUAUGAGCUGAUAGAAGGACUGAUCAGGGACAUAUUCAAGACUUCAGAGAGUAUUAACAGAGUGGCUUCUCAUCUUAGCACAGAGAACUACCAGGAUGUGAUGGAUGACAUGCUAGAUUUGCUGGAACUGAGACAAGAAAUAAUGGAACAAGUGGAGAACGUCCUCAAGAAAGCAAUAAAUUAUCAGAGAAAAUUUGACUGCUACACCCAUCUCUGGCAAGAUGACAGGGCUGAGUUCCUUAGCCAGUUCCUCCUGUUUGGACGUGUGCUUACAGCUGAAGAGAUGGAGGUCUAUGCAGCAGAUGCACUUUCUGAGAGCCCACCUACAAUUGAUGCCUUCAAAGAACAGAUAGAUUACUAUGAGGAGCUGCAUGCUGAAAUGUCCAAGAUGGAAGACUUCAGAGUAUUCAAUGGAUGGUUUAGGGUAGAUAUCAAGUUCUUCAAAGUGAGCCUCCUUAACAUUUUGAAGAAGUGGAGCUGGCUUUUUAAAGAACACCUCUUGACAUAUGUCACCAACAGUCUUGACGAGCUGCAGAAGUUUGUCGGAGCCACUGUUGAAGGACUGGGCCAGUCUGUGGCUAAAGGUAACCACUGUGGCUUGGUGGAAGUGAUGAGUCACCUUUUGGCUGUGAGAGACAGACAGACAUCUACAGACAAAAUGUUUGAGCCUCUCAGAGACACAGUAGUUCUUCUGGAACAAUAUGGAGUGACCAUACCAGAGCAGGUCUUCUCUCAGCUGGAGGAACUUCCUGAGAAAUGGAGUGAGGCAAAAAAACUGUCCGUAAAAGUGAGGCAUGAUGUUGCACCAAUGCAGAAUGCAGAAGUGAUGGUUUUACGAAGACGAUGCAUGGCAUUUGAGAUGAAACAAAAACAUUUCAGGGACAUGUUCAGAGCAAUGACACCCUUCAGUUACGAUGCAAUGUGUCCCUAUGACAGUCUGGACAAAUCUGAAAGAGCAAUCCGAGACAUGGAGAAAGAGGUAGCAGAGCUACAGGAGUCCACAAAUCUGUUUGAUGUUACCAUUUCUGACUUCAAAGACAUCAAGCUCUGCAGACGGGAGAUUGUGGUCCUCAAAGAACUGUGGGACAUUGCUGUGUUGGUGCAGAGCAGUGUGGAAAACUGGACAAUGACCAAAUGGAGGCAGAUAAACGUGGACCAGAUGGAUGCAGAAUUGAGAAGGUUUGCCAAGGACAUGAGGAAGCUUGACAAAGAGGCUCGCGUAUGGGAUGUGUAUUCUGGGUUAGCCCUUUAUGUAAAGAACCUGUUGACGUCAUUGCGGGCUGUGAGUCAGCUACAGAACCUGGCAAUAAGAGAGCGCCACUGGGUGAAGCUUAUUCGAAUGACACAGAUGGACUUCACUGUGACCGACAGCACCAAGUUGGGAGACCUCUUGGCGCUGCAGCUCCAUUUGCUGGAAGACAAAGUCUGCAACAUAGUGGAUAAAGCUGUUAAAGAAAUGGCCAUAGAGAAGGUUGUGACACAAAUACGUCGAACAUGGGAAUCAAUGGAGCUUUCGUACGAAAAUCAUUACCAAACUUCUGUGCCACUACUUAGAUGUGAUGAAGAACUUAUUGAAACUCUUGAGGAUCAUCAGGUUCAGCUUCAGGGCAUCUUUCAGAGCAAGCACGUAGAUCAUUUCCUGCAUCAGGUGGUGGUACUACAGAAACAGCUGACUGUAGCCGACUCUGUGCUGAUGGUCUGGAUGGAGGUCCAAAGGACAUGGGUCUAUCUGCAAAGCAUCUUCAAAGGCUGUGAUGACAUCUGCCAACAACUGCCUGCAGAUGCACACAGAUUCCAAGCAAUAGAUGUUGAAUUUCAGGAGCUAAUGCUAGGCAGUGCUAAGACAAAAAAUGUCAUUGAGGCCACCAACAAACUUGGUCUUUUUGAGAAGUUAGAGGAUCUACAAAGAAGGCUGGCAUUGUGUGAAAAAGCUCUUACUGAAUACCUGGAGACAAAGAGACUUGCCUUUCCCAGAUUCUACUUUAUUUCAUCAGCAGACUUGUUGGAUAUCCUCUCAAAAGGCAAUCGUCCCAAAGAGGUAACUUUUCACCUCUCAAAAUUAUUUGACAACAUGUCAGACCUGGAGUUUGCCAAAAAUGAAGAGCUGGAUAAUCCUAAACUUGCAGUGGGCAUGUACAGCAAAGAUUGGGAAUACGUCCCAUUUAAGACUGAAUGUCCUUGUCAGGGACCGGUGGAGGCAUGGCUCACUUGUCUGGAGGAGACUAUGAGAGAAAGUGUCAAGGGUCACCUGUCUGAGGCUAUAUCUGUGUACGAGGAUCGAACCAGAGAGCAGUGGAUCCUUGACUUCGCUGCACAAGUGGCUCUCACUGGAUCCCAGAUCUGGUGGAGCAACGAUAUGGAGCUUGUGUUUAAAAGACUGGAGGAAGGAUUUGAGUCUGCACUGAAAGACUACAACAAGAAACAGAUCUCACAACUCAACUUGUUGAUCAGCAUGCUGCUUGGAGAGCUGAGCUCUGGCGACAGGCAGAAGAUUAUGACUAUAUGCACCAUUGAUGUCCAUGCUAGGGACAUUGUUGCCAGCCUCAUAACCCAAAAAGUCACCAACUCGCAGUCCUUCCAGUGGCUUUCUCAGCUCCGACAUUGCUGGAAUGAACAGCAGCAUCACUGCUUCGUUAACAUCUGUGAUGCUCAGUUCUUCUAUUCAUACGAGUAUCUUGGAAACACACCACGUCUCGUCAUCACUCCCCUUACAGAUCGGUGCUACAUCACCCUAACUCAGUCACUCCACCUGACCAUGAGUGGAGCCCCUGCAGGCCCUGCUGGAACAGGGAAGACUGAGACCACUAAAGAUCUAGGCAGAGCAUUGGGCGUGAUGGUAUACAUCUUCAACUGUUCUGAGCAGAUGGACUACAAGUCCAUUGGAAAUAUUUACAAAGGUCUGGCCCAGACUGGAGCAUGGGGCUGCUUUGAUGAGUUCAAUCGUAUCGCUGUAGAUGUUCUGUCUGUGGUAGCAGUGCAGGUCAAAACUAUACAGGAUGCCAUUCGCUGUAAGAAGAGAAGGUUUCUAUUCCUUGAUAAAGAGAUUGCCUUAAAGCCCUCUGUGGGGAUUUUCAUCACGAUGAACCCUGGCUACGCAGGCAGGACAGAGCUGCCUGAGAACCUCAAGGCUCUUUUCAGACCCUGUGCCAUGGUGGUGCCCGACACUGAACUUAUCUGUGAGAUCAUGCUGGUGGCAGAGGGCUUCCGCAGUGCUAAGCUCCUCGCCAGGAAGUUUAUUUCUCUGUACACUCUCUGCAAAGAGCUGCUCUCCAAACAGGACCACUAUGACUGGGGUCUGCGUGCUGUCAAGUCGGUUCUUGUUGUGGCCGGGACACUGAGAAGGAGAGACAAGAGUAGACCGGAGGAUCAGGUGCUAAUGCGUGCGCUGAGGGACUUCAACCUGCCUAAAAUAGUGACUGAGGAUGUGAUCAUCUUCCUGGGACUGCUGGGAGACCUGUUCCCAGGCCUGGAGGUGGAGAGAGAGAGAGACUUUGAAUUUGAAAUGGCCAUCCGGAAGACCACACUGGAGCUCCGACUCCAGCAGGAGGAGGCGUUCAUCCUAAAGGUGGUGCAGUUGGAGGAACUCAUGGCAGUGCGUCACUCUGUGUUUGUUCUUGGAAAUGCAGGGACUGGGAAAAGCAAGAUACUGAAAGUUCUCCAUCACACCUAUGUAAACUUGAAGAGAAAACCAGUAUGGAACGACCUCAAUCCAAAGGCAGUGGACAGAGAUGAAUUGUUCGGCUUUAUCCAUCCUGCAACUCGAGAGUGGAAAGAUGGUUUGCUUUCAUCACUGAUGCGAGAGCAAGCAAACAUCUCCCACAAAGGACCUAAGUGGAUUGUGUUGGAUGGAGACAUUGAUCCGAUGUGGAUUGAAUCACUCAACACAGUGAUGGAUGACAACAAGGUUCUCACUCUGGCCAGUAAUGAACGUGUGCCCCUGACUUCUUCCAUGAGACUGGUGUUUGAAAUCAGUCACCUAAAGACAGCCACUCCUGCUACUGUGUCCAGAGCAGGGAUUCUCUAUGUUAACCAGCAGGAUCUGGGCUGGAACCCGUACGUUGCAAGCUGGAUUGACCAACGAGAACGGCAAACAGAGAAGGCUCAUCUAACCAUACUGUUUGAAAAAUAUGUUCCUCGUUGCGUAGAACAGAUGCGAAAAACCUUCAGGACCAUCAUUCCUAUCCCAGAAAACUCUAUGGUGCAGACACUCUGCACUUUGCUUGAAUGCCUCCUUACAUCAGAGAAUAUUCCAUCUGACUCUCCACGGGAGCUCUACGAGACCUACUUUACUUUCGCCUGCAUCUGGGCUUUUGGUGGGGCCCUGUGUCAAGAUCAGCUCUAUGAUUAUCGUGUAGAGUUCAGUCAGUGGUGGACUAAAGAAAUGAAGACAGUGAAGGUACCAGGACAGGGCACAGUGUUUGACUACUACCUUGACCCUCAAACCAAACGCUUUCUGCCGUGGAGUGAAACUGUCCCUUCAUUUGAAAUGGAAACUUGUACGCCAUUACAGGCUGUUGUGGUACACACAGCAGAGAGUGUGCGUCUUCGCUACUUCAUGGACUUGUUGCUGGAGAAGAGACAGCCAGUGAUGUUUGUGGGGAAUGCUGGAGUGGGGAAGACUGCACUUGUCAGGAACAAGUUAGACUGUCUGCCAGAGAGUUACUUGACUACAAAAAUACCUUUUAACUACUACACUACUUCCCUCAUGCUGCAGGGGGCUUUGGAGCGAUCAUUAGAGAAAAGAGCAGGCAGAAGCUACUCCCCUGUGGGCAACAGGAGGAUGAUCUACUUCAUAGAUGAUCUGAACAUGCCAGCUGUUGACAGUUUUGGAACAGUGCAAGCUCACACACUCAUACGCCAGCAUCUUGAUUAUGGUCACUGGUAUGACAGACAGAAACUGACCCUGAAAGAAGUACACAAUACCCAGUUUGUGUCCUGUAUGAAUCCAACUUCUGGGAACUUCAAUAUCAACCCAAGACUACAGAGACAUUUCUCAUUAUUUGCGGUGAACUUUCCCUCCUCUGAGACACUGAUGUCUAUCUACACUCCCAUCCUGUGUGGCCACCUGAAGCACCAGCGCUUCAGUCCACUAGUUCAGAGGAGUUCUACUGCUGUGAUCCAAGCUGCCAUAAGUCUCCAUCACAAGAUGCUUCACAGCUUUCUGCCCACAGCCAUCAAAUUUCACUACACGUUUAAUCUAAGAGAGCUGUCUAAUGUCUUUCAGGGCAUCCUCUUUGCUGGGCCUGAGAGUGUGAAAGAGAGCACCGACCUGGCACUGUUGUGGCUCCACGAGUCCUGCAGGGUGUACUCAGACAGACUGGUAGAUGUCACGGACCUGCAGCUCUUCCGGAAGCUCCAGAUGGAGACUGUGCAUGAAUGCUUUGAGGGACUGGAGGACAAAAAGGUGACAAAGCAGCUCCUCCUCUAUUGCCACUUUGCCCAAACAGGCGAUGAAGCCUCCUAUACUCCUGUUACAGACUGGUCUGCCCUCAAGUCCAUCCUCACAGAGGCUCUAGAAAGCUACAAUGAGCUCAAUGCAGCCAUGAAUCUAGUGCUUUUUGAAGAUGCCAUGCAGCAUGUCUGUCGCAUCAGUCGCAUCCUGGCAUCUCCAAGGGGUCAUGCCUUACUGGUUGGGGUGGGAGGCAGUGGGAAGCAGAGCCUGACUCGUCUGGCUGCCUACAUGUCCUCUGUGGAAGUCUUCCAAAUCACUCUGAGUAAGGGUUACAGUAUCCAGGACCUCAAGAUGGAUCUGGCAGGCUUGUUCAUAAAGACUGGAGUGAAGAACCAGCGAGUGGCUCUUCUCCUUACAGAUGCACAAAUACCUGAUGAGCGGUUCCUUGUCAUUAUUAAUGACUUGCUGGCAUCAGGAGAAAUUGCUGAGCUGUUCAACGAGGAGGAGGUUGAAGGUAUCGUUUCGAGUGUGAGAGCUGAGGUCCGAGCCCUUGGCCUGCUGGAUAACAGGGAGAACUGCUGGAGAUUCUUUAUAGACAGAGUUCAGCUACACCUCAAGGUGGUACUGUGUUUGUCUCCGGUGGGCAGCACCCUUCGUGUUAGAGCCCGUCGAUUCCCUGCUCUUGUUCAAUGCACCACCAUUGACUGGUUCCAUCCUUGGACCCUCGACGCUUUGCAGUCGGUCAGCUUUAGGUUUAUCCAAGAGAUAGAGGGAAUUGAGCCUGCCGUCCAGGAAUCCAUCAGUCUUUUCAUGGCCUACGCUCACACCAGUGUCAACCAGGCAAGUGAAAAAUACCAGCGCAAUGAGAAGAGGUACAAUUACACCACCCCCAAGAGCUUUCUCCAGCAAAUCACCCUGUACAGGAACCUUCUGGAGAAGAGUAGGGCUCAGCUCCAGCACAAGAUGAACCGGCUUGAAAGCGGCCUUCAAAAAAUCCAAACCACAGCCACUCAGGUUGAGGAUCUUAAAGCUAAAUUGGCAUCCCAAGAAUCUGAGCUGACCUUUAAAAAAAAGAAAAUUGAAGCUCUAAUUACAAAGAUUGGACAGCAGACUGAGAGGGUUAGCAGCAAAAGAGAGGCUGCAGAUGUUGAAGCACAAAGGGUUGCUGUCAUCCAGGCAGAAGUCUCAGCCAAACGGAGAGAUUGUGAAAAUGACCUACUCAAGGCAGAGCCAUCACUGACAGCUGCCACAGCAGCACUCCAUACUCUCAACAAGGUGAAUCUUACCGAGCUGAAGGCCUUUCCGAACCCUCCAGCUGCAGUGAUCAAUGUCGCAGCAGCUGUGAUGGUUCUGUUAGCUCCCCGCAGUCGAGUGCCUAAGGAUCGGAGCUGGAAGGCGGCGCGGGCCUUCAUGGGCAAGGCGGAUGUUUUCCUGCAGGCCCUGAUGUCGUAUGACAAGGAGCACAUCCCUGAGUCCUGUUUGACUGUGGUGAAAAAAGAGUAUCUGAGAAACCCGGAGUUCCACCCGGAUCUAGUUCGGACCAAAUCUACAGCUGCAGCUGGUCUCUGUGCCUGGAUUAUUAACAUCGUCAGAUACUAUGAAAUUUAUUGUGAGGUCAUUCCAAAGAGGCAUGCAUUAUCACAAGCUAAUGCUGAACUAGAAGUAGCGACAGCUAAAAUGUUAACAGUUCAAAGGAAAUUGCUGGACCUUGAUGGCAGCCUCCAGAGCCUCACAGCUCAGUUUGAAAGGGCUACAACUGAGAAAAUCAGCUGUCAGGAGGAGGUGACACGUACCAACCAGAUCAUUGAGCUGGCCAACCGACUAGUCAAAGGCUUAGAGUCAGAGAAGGAGCGCUGGUCACAGGCAAGUGUUCAGUAUGAAAAGCAGCAGAAUACCCUGUGUGGUGAUGUCCUCAUCACUUCAGCAUUCGUCUCCUACAUGGGUUACUUCACCAGGCAGUACAGAGUGGAGCUCCUUCACAAGGCAUGGAUUCCUUUCCUUCAGUCUCAGAAGGUCUCUGUACCCCUGACAGACGGCCUGGAUCCAAUCCUCAUGCUUACAGAUGAUGCCACUGUGGCUGCCUGGCAUAACCAGGGCCUGCCAAAUGAUAGGAUGUCCACUGAAAACGCUGCCAUCCUGACCACCAGUGAGCGUUGGCCACUCAUCAUUGACCCACAGCAGCAGGGCAUUAAGUGGAUCCGAAACCGUCUCGGACCAGAGCUGAGGGUGGUGCAGCUGGGACAGAGAGGGUAUCUGGAUGUGAUUGAACAAGCCCUUGCCUGUGGUGAUACAGUUCUGAUAGAAAACCUGCCAGAAAAAGUAGACCCAGUCCUGGAACCUCUACUUGGCAGGAACACUAUCAAAAGAGGAAGGUACAUUCAGAUUGGUGGGAAGGAGUGUGAAUAUAACAGUAACUUUCAACUUAUCAUGCACACAAAGUUGGCCAAUCCCCAUUUUCCUCCUGAGCUCCAGGCUCAGACUGCACUCAUCAACUUCACAGUGACUCCUGUGGGCCUGGAGGAGCAGCUGCUGGGACAAGUAGUGUCCCGGGAAAGGCCAGAACUGGAAGCUCUAAAGAUGGAGCUAACCACACAGCAAAACAACUUCAAGAUUGAGCUCAAGAGGUUGGAGGAUGACCUGCUGAAUCGCCUCUCUGAAGCCCAGGGUAAUUUUCUGGGAGAUAUUUGUUUGGUGGAGCAACUUGAAAACACCAAGAACACAGCUGCUCACAUUCAACUCAAGGUGGUGGAGGCCAGAGAGAACGAGACAAAGAUCAACGAGGCUCGAGAACUUUACCGCCCAGCAGCUGAGAGAGCGUCACUCCUCUUCUUCAUCAUCAAUGACCUCAGCAAGAUCAACCCCAUGUACCAGUUUUCUCUCAAGACCUUUAACUCAGUGUUUGAAAAAGCAAUGGAGCGCGCAGAAUGGGACGAAGACGUGAGGACCCGAGUGCACACCCUCACUGAGGCCAUCACUUACUCUGUAUUCCUGCAGACCAGCCAGGGCCUGUUUGAGAGAGACAAGUUAACCUUCUUGUCACACACUGCCUUCCAGAUUCUGCUCAAGAAGGGCCGGAUCGAUCCACUGGAGUUUGACUUCCUGCUGCGAUUUCCCAUGGAGGCCAGUAAAGUUAGUCCUGUGCCCUUUCUUUCUCCUCACGCCUGGGGGGGCAUUAAGACACUCUCUACAAUGGAGGACUUUAGCGGACUAGACAAAGAAGUAGAGAGCUCACCAAAGCGCUGGAAGAAGAUCAUUGAGUCCAGCUGUCCUGAAAAGGAGAGACUACCCCAGGACUGGAAAAACAAAAGUUCCAUCCAGAAGCUCAUUAUCCUCCGAGUUCUCCGCCCUGAUAGGAUGACAUACACAUUAAGGAACUUUGUGGAGGAGAGCAUGGGGACAAAGUAUACGGACGCUGUCAGAUUGGAAUUCGAAAAGUUGUAUGAGGACAGUGGCCCGGCAACCCCGGUAUUUUUCAUCCUCUCUCCGGGAGUGGAUCCGCUCAAAGACGUAGAGAAACUAGGAUUGAAGCUGGGUUUUUCCAUUGACCAGGGCAGUCUGCACAACGUAUCCCUGGGACAGGGGCAGGAGGAAGUAGCUGAGAGGGUUCUGAAGAAUGCCUCUAAACUUGGACACUGGGUCAUUAUGCAGAAUGUGCACCUCGUGGCUCGCUGGCUGCCCUCUCUUGAUGCACUUUUGGAGACAGCAGCUGUAGACAGUCACCCAAACUUCAGGGUGUUCAUCACUGGGGAACCAGCUCCAAGCCCUGAGCACCAUGUGAUCCCCAGAGGCAUCCUUGAGAACGCCAUCAAAAUCACCAAUGAGCCCCCCACUGGUAUGAAUGCUAGUCUGCAUGCUGCCCUGAACAACUUCAGCCAGGACACUUUGGAUAUGAGCUCCAGAGAACAGGAGUUCAACUCUAUGUUCUUCUCCCUUUGCUUCUUUCAUGCCUGUGUCACUGAGCGCCGUAAAUUUGGCCCCCAGGGGUGGAACCAUAAGUACCCCUUCAGCACCGGAGACCUCACCAUUUCAUCCAAUGUGUUGUACAACUACUUGGAGGCCAACAGCAAAUCUAUGCAGGUGCCCUGGCAGGACCUAUGUUACCUUUUUGGCGAGAUCAUGUAUGGAGGACACAUCACUGAUGACUGGGAUAGAAGACUGUGUAGAACCUAUCUGCACGAGUUUAUGCAUCCAAAGAUGUUUGAAGGGGAGCUCUUUCUGUGCCCUGGCCUCCUUGCUCCACCAUUCAUGGACUACACUGGCUACCACAGUUACAUUGACGAACAUCUCCCACACGAGAACCCCACUCUGUAUGGUCUCCAUCCAAAUGCUGAGCUGGAAUGCCUCACUGUCGCCUCAGACAACCUCCUCCGGUCUCUGCUGGAGCUGCAGCCACGGGACUCCUCCAGAGGAGAGGGGGCCGCUCAGAGCACAGAAGAGAAGGUGAAGUCUGUUACUGAAGAUAUCCUUGAAAAGCUUCCUGAGGAGUAUAACAUGGCAGAGAUUAUCAAUAAGACAGCAAAGAGAAGUCCCUACAUCCAGGUCUGUUUCCAGGAGUGUGAGUGCAUGAAUCUUCUGCUCGUGGAAAUUAGGAAGUCCCUCAAUGAGCUGGAUCUUUGUCUGAAGGGAGAACUCACUAUGUCCUCCAGUAUGGAGACUCUGCAGUCGGCCUUGUUCAGUGACUCUGUUCCAGAUUCCUGGGUCAGACUGUCGUAUCCCUCCACCAAGACACUGGCACAAUGGUUUAGUGAUCUGAUGUGUAGCUGUCGAGAGCUGGACAGCUGGACUCAAGACCUGGUCCUUCCUGCAGUUGUUUGGCUCUCAGGGCUCUUCAACCCGCAGUCUUUCCUCACUGCUGUGCUGCAGAGCAUGGCUCGCAAGAAUCAGUGGCCCCUGGAUAAGAUGACGCUUACUGUGGAUGUAACAAAAAAGACAAAAGAGGACUUUGGACAUCCACCACGGGAGGGGGCUUAUAUUCACGGACUCUACAUGGAAGGAGCUCGCUGGGACACUCAGUCUGGACUCAUCUCUGAAGCAGUUUUGAGGGAUCUGACCCCAGCCAUGCCUGUGUUGUAUGUCAGAGCUGUGCCUGCAGAGGAGCAGGAGCUAAAGAAUACUUACAAGUGCCCGGUGUACCGCACGAAACAGCGUGGGCCCACUUAUGUGUGGACCCUCCACCUCCGGACCAAACAGCUGCCUGCCAAGUGGAUUGUUGCUGGAGUGGCUUUGUUGCUUUCUGUGUGAGUCAUUAGGGGAGUUUAGAUAUAUAUAUAUUUAUAAUAUUAACAUAUUAUGUUGCAAACAGUGUUAGAAACAGGAUAUUUUUCAAAGGAAGUGGUGUAUUCUUCACUUUUUGACACAGUAUUUAACCAUUUAAUGAUAUAAUUUAGCUUUUUUUUAAAUCAUGUUUUCUUCUAAUGACUAACUCAUCAUGCAUAAUGAUACACUUCUGAUGUUGUAUUACUUUCAUUGUUCCCAGUUUGGAUUAGACUUGAUAAUGCCGUGACAUUGUAGUCUGUGAUUGUGAGAUUAAAAGAUAAUGGAGACAAAGACACGGAGACGCAUGUUGAGCCAGAGCUGAACCUGUUGUGUUUGUGUCUCACACUGUUGAACGUCUCCCUUGAGAUGGUUCAGUCUGUCCAUGAUUUGUUGGGAGCUUAUGUCUCCAUUUUGGACCAUGUAAUUCUGGAUUGGGAGCAUAUUUUAUUGGAAGGUCAAGAUUAAAAAAGCUCUCCGGCUGCCCUCUACUAACUGAAUGAUACACAAUGCCGUCUGGAGGGUUCCCGGACAGAAUUCCCAGGAGAUGAUGUGCAUGGUUGCUAUUGACUUUUAAAUGAGGUGCAUUUGACAUUGACCUUUUGUACGCCUGAGGCAGAAUACUAACAGACUAGUGUAAUUCAUCCAGCCAGGCCUGUUGGAGAAACCUAUUCAAAGACACUGAUAGCUUUGUAUGAGAAGGAAACACAUUAGAUUACCCAUCCUUUAUCUGUCUGUGCUCUCUGUUAGCAUCUGAUUAACUUAAUAUGAACCAAAUAAAAGCUUCAACUCUGAAUAAU